UUCCUAUCGAUUUUAGUGAACUAGUACCCUUCUGCACUGCAGUUCAGGAAAUCAUUUGCGGUGGCUUGCUUUACUCUCAGUACAUGCUUGGAGUUGAUCUACGAUGGGAUCGACUUCGCUGGGCAUAUGAGUUCGACGUCGCGAUGCGAACUAAGAGCGCAUCUGACUUGAGCGGCCUCAGCCGAGAGGAAAAGAAAAAGGCCCAGUGCUCCUUUGAACCAGGCGAAAUCGCUCACGUCGAUGGUGGCGGUGGAAUCACGGCUGCCUUCUACUGAAUUCUUGGAUCGUCACAAAUUUCCACUGACGUCCAUGGAACAGCGAUACAUACGCGUUCUUAUCGACAGCGCCCCCGAUAUUAGCAAAUAUUGCUUGGUCCU
Molecule: messenger RNA, 377 nt
Organism: Suillus subalutaceus
Lineage: Eukaryota; Fungi; Basidiomycota; Agaricomycetes; Boletales; Suillaceae
Exons: 2
Coding region: 84-275 (63 amino acids)
Source: RefSeq, a predicted model, not a curated record